CCUUUGCAACAAGAACAGCUUAAACAUGAAGCUGCUCAUAGUCCUGUCAGUUAUUGCUUGUGGAUAUGCAGCCAAGUUAGAUAGGACAUAUCUUCCACCGCAAAGCGCUGCAACGGCUGGCGGUAGUCCAGGCGCUUUGACGGCACCCGGAAUCCAAGCAGGACCUGCUUUUGGACAAGGGCUUCCAUCUGGUUCUGGGCGUCAACCUGGAGCUUCAGGAUUUGAUCAAUCUGGCUCCUCUGGAUUCGGUCAAGGACCUUCAGGAAGUGCACAGUCAUCAAGUUCAAAUGGAUUUGGUUUUUCGAAUAAUGCUCAAAGCUCAAAUGGAUUUGGUUUUUCGGAUAAUGCUCCAAGCAAAAAUGGAUUUGGCCCCACCAAAAUAGAUGGAACCUCACGUGGAAGCUCGUACGAUUCAGCACUUGAAUCACGUGUCCCUUCCACUUCCGUUUUUGGUUCAUCUCAAAUUGGAACGAAUGAAGCCAGUUUCGGUCAAGCAAGUUCUUUCAACCAAGGUUUUGGUACAGGAGCAUCAGGCCCAAAUGUAGCUCAAGCGUCCACACCAGAACGUGCACAAGCAUCUGCUGACAGAAGUGCUGAAAUCCUGAAAUACAUUAAUGAAAAUAAUGGUGAAUCUUAUAGAUACAGCUACGAAACAUCUAACGGUAUAUCGGCUGAAGAGUCAGGGGAAGCUACUAAUGGCGUAAGAGCCCAAGGAGGAUAUUCUUAUACUGGUGACGAUGGAAAAUCGUAUUCUGUGACUUAUACUGCUGAUGAAAACGGAUAUCAACCACAGGGUGAGCAUUUACCAACACCUCAUCCCAUCCCUGAGGAAAUAUUAAGAUCUAUCGAAGAAAACGCAAGGGCAGCGGCAGCUGGUACUCAAGAAGGAGCGUACCGACCUGAAGAAUAUGAAUCUGAACCUUCACCACAGCAAUAUAACACCGGUAACACUUUCAAUCAGCCACAAGUUCAGAAUUACGGUUCUGCUCAAGGUUUCCAACCCGGUCAAGGAGCAGGAAACCACCCCCAAGUCAACAAAUUCACAACAAACCAAGACUCAAUUCAGUCUGGCCAGAGGCGUCCAAGUGGUCCAUCGGGUCAGUACGGUGGAGAUAAUCAAGCUUCGACGACAGGUGUAGGCCAAAGCGGUCAAAUACAAGGUGCCAACGGAUUUAAACAAACACAGAAUGGUUUUGGGUCCGGUCAAGGCUCUAUAACUCAGUACGGUCCUCAAGUAAAUAAAGAGACAAGCUAUUCAACUGGAUUAACUUCUACAGGAUCUGGAUCAAACACAAACGUUGGUGCUGGUGCUUUAUUUGGUAAUAAAGAAAAUCAAUAUCAAGCUGGAUUAGGUCAGGCUAAUAUACCUCCGACAGGAAGUCAAUUUAGCUCUGGUAUUACUUCGAACCAAGGUCAGGCAUAUCAAUCUUCAUUUGGAUCUCAACAAGGUUCUCAAUAUAGACCUGUAAACCAACCAAUCGGAUCCACAGGGCCUUCUGGACAAGGUAUACGUUAUCAAUCUACCCAGAAUGCAUUUAAUGCUGGAUCUUCCGCUGGCCAAAACAACCAAUAUGGCCCAUCAGCUGGUUCAAAUACUGGCCCAGUUCAGAGCACUUCAUACAAUGGAAACCAAAAUUCUCAAUCUGCAACUCCAAUUGGACGUGGUCCUCAAUAUCAACAAAAUGGAAACCAGCUAGCAUCUGGAUCUAACGUAGGUCCAAGCCAAGGCGCGCCACAAUUCACGUCAGGCAAUCAAUUUGGAUCUGGUGCUACAGGCUCAGCUGGUUCAGCUGGCUCAGCAAUUCAAGCGCCAUACCAGUAUAACCGACCUGGUCAGAGUUUCGAGCCACAAAGUCCUUCCAUCAACGCUGGUGCUCAAGGUGCCAAUGGAAGAACGAAUCAAGAUAACCAGAAAGGAAUUGAUCAAUUCGGUGGACCCCGUCAACCCCCAAGCUUCAGCCCACAGGAAGGUUAUAAAUAUUAGAAUAGAGUGAUAGCGAAUUUCUAGACAUAUCCUAAAUCGGCAUAAGAAAAAAAAAACAUCAGCAUAAUAAAUCGUAAAAAAA
This is a messenger RNA of Nymphalis io (European peacock), 2066 nucleotides long. RefSeq names its product pupal cuticle protein 36-like (gene CPR12). The transcript is spliced from 3 exons. Gene Ontology annotation, cellular component: chitin-based extracellular matrix. The record is from RefSeq and is a predicted model, not a curated record. The coding region runs from base 26 to 1984 and encodes 652 amino acids. Lineage: Eukaryota; Metazoa; Arthropoda; Insecta; Lepidoptera; Nymphalidae. Gene Ontology annotation, molecular function: structural constituent of chitin-based larval cuticle.